AUGUGGAAAUCUGCAACUUCAUACGUUUGCCUACUUGCGGCGCUGCAGCCAACGGCCGCUUUCGCUGUGGUUCGAGGUCUCCCCUCUCUACAAGAUCUUGACGCACCCUAUCCUGCCGAAGACGGCUACUACUUCCCUCAUGUUGGCACUCAUGCCUGGGUUAAUCCCAAUGGCACGCAGGUUCCAAAGUCGUGCGGCAGCUCAAAGCCCCCGUUCCCCAUGCCCGAUUGCCACGGCCUGACUUUGGAGGAGGCCACCAUUGAUGAGAUGCAGGGGUGGAUGUCGAGCGGACUUCUAACCUCUCGACAACUUACAAAGUGCUACCUCGGCCGUAUCCUUCAACUGAAUGAAUAUGUCAAUGCUGUUCUUGAGGUCAAUCCCGAUGUCCUUCUCAUUGCUGACCAGCUUGAUGCGGAGCGUGCUGCUGGGAUUUUACGCAGUCCUUUGCAUGGUAUUCCUGUGGUUGUGAAGGACAACAUUGCAUCCAAAGACAAGAUGGAGACCACGGCUGGAUCUUACGCACUCUUAGGAUCUAUUGUCCCACGAGAUGCCCAUGUUGUGAAGCUUCUUCGUGAGAAAGGUGCGGUACUACUCGGAAAGUCUACACUAGAUGAGUGGGCAUCUAUGCGAUCUAACUCUAAAUCAUCCGGUUACUCGGCUCGUGGUGGCCAAGCUCGCAACGCUUAUAAUUUGUCCAUGGCACCAGGUGGCUCUUCAUCGGGCUCGGCUCAAGCCGUGGCUGCUAACAUGAUUCCUAUCGCCUUCGGCACAGAAACAGAUGGCAGUGUCAUUGGCCCAGCACGAAGAGCUAGCAUUAUCGGCUUCAAGCCUACAGUCGGCCUCACAUCUCGAGCUGGAGUUGUCCCUGAGUCAAUUCAUCAAGAUACUGUCGGCUCAUUUGGCCGAACCUUCAAAGAUGCGAUCUACGCUCUUGAGGCUAUUGCUGGUGUCGAUCCUAGAGACAAUUACACCCUUGCCCAAAAGGGCCCCUCAGAUGGCAAUUACACCCAGUUCUUGGCCACCAGGGAUGCCCUGCAAGGUGCCGUUUUUGGCCUGCCUUGGGCAUCCCUGUGGAAUCAGACUGGUAACGCUGGAGAUCUCGCAGCUCUCCUGGAAGUCGUUGAACGGCUCAAGGACGCUGGUGCAACUAUCAUCAAUGGCACCGAGUUUCCUCAUUAUAAGGAGGUUCUCUCGCCUUCUGGCUGGACUUGGUCUACUGGACCGUCCCCCCUCAAGAACGCUCUUUACAGGGUUAACGUCGAUUUCUACAACAACAUCCGUGACUAUCUUUCUGAGUUGAACAACACCAACGUCAAGUCUAUCGAGGAUAUCAUCGCCUUCAAUAUUCAGUAUACAGGUGUGGAGGGUGGUAUACCCGGUACAGUUGCUGGCUUCAAGUCCGGCCAGGAUGCAUUUCUCGAUAGCGCGGCGACCAAGGGCGCAAUGAACUCUUCUUACUACGAAUGUAUCGAAUAUCUCAACAAUGUUUCUCGCACUGAAGGUAUUGAUGCCGCUUUGGCUUAUACAUAUCCUAACGGUACGACCAUUCAGCUCGACGCGCUCCUGACUCCAUCAGGUGGUGGUGCAACCAAUCUCCCCGCAAUGGCUGGUUAUCCAAUGGUCACAAUACCUAUAGGUCAGAAUGCAUACAGUGUACCUGUGGGAAUCUCACUGAUUGGCACCGCGUGGAGUGAGCCUACGUUGAUCAAAUAUGGUAGCGCUUUGGAUGAUUUGAUUCAAGGACGGAAGAAACCUGCAUUUAUUGAAUGGUGGGCUAGGAACUUGCCUGUAGAUUAUUCGAAGUAG
Molecule: messenger RNA, 1806 nt
Organism: Phaeoacremonium minimum UCRPA7
Lineage: Eukaryota; Fungi; Ascomycota; Sordariomycetes; Togniniales; Togniniaceae
Product: putative amidase family protein
Exons: 3
Coding region: 1-1806 (601 amino acids)
Source: RefSeq, a predicted model, not a curated record